AUGCAAGCAGAUAUCAUUGUGGCGUUUCGAUCCCUCCUUUCUCCCUCUAAGACAAGAAAACAUCGUCUGACACAGCCCGUUAAGCCAUGGCGCCGCAAGGGCAUUCCUACCACUCUCUUUGAUGAAUUGUGGCGCGGUGGUUUGCGCAAGUCACGGAUGGACGGAGGGGCGGCCCGGCCAAUUGGCAUUGAAGGUAGGAGUUGCGGGGAGGGUGUGAUCGGGCUGGUCUUGGCGAUGGCCGUUUUUCUGAGGCAACGGCUGAACUGCCCUUGGCAUUGUUGGUGUGUAGAUGGAUUGAUUGGUGGGUGA
Messenger RNA from Bipolaris oryzae ATCC 44560, 309 nucleotides. RefSeq lists its product as uncharacterized. The transcript has a single exon. Bases 1 to 309 code for a protein of 102 amino acids. Lineage: Eukaryota; Fungi; Ascomycota; Dothideomycetes; Pleosporales; Pleosporaceae. The record is from RefSeq and is a predicted model, not a curated record.